AUGACGACUUUCACCGAUGCCAACACCCUUCUCAAAUGUAUGGAAGGCCGGACGUCUACAGCUUUGUGGGACAUGAUCGUGUCCUAUCGCUGCUCCAAGCUCAACACAUUACUCGAGAACGUAUGGAAGGCCGAUCCAAAAACUGAUAAAAUGAAAGUCCCGGUAGACAAGAAACAGGCUUCACAUUAUACCGCCGAGCUCGAGUUUGACCUUGGUCAUCCCCAUCUCAGUUUUGCGACAGCCGAGAUCAUGACUGGAUGCGCGGCUACACUGAGGAUCCCCUUCGCGGUAAAGAGCUCGAUGCAGUGGUAUACUAAGAAGGGGGAUAUGGAUGGAGAGCCGGACGUGAUGACCGUUGAGAAUGGAGUGUAUGAAUUACAGGUCACGGUACCGCUAAAGAAUGUUACUGGCGAUGUGGAACCUGGCGAUGUGGAUGCGAAAGCUACUUUUGCGGACAAAACGAUACAUUUAGGUGAGAACGGUGUCGAAGCUUCACACAUCAUACUCCACUUCGGCUGUCAGACCGCAGUAUAUCGAUUCAUAAACAUAUCCGGAAAAGAGAACAAACUGGACGAGCCGCUAUCAGACGCAAUUGACAAAGUCAAGGCUUGGUUCGGAGACCAUAACAACCUCAAUCAGAUCGAUUACAGACUGGCAACCGUAAAGUCGAUCAAAGCCGAUGCUGAUCCCAAUGGUCUGCUUCAACCCAAAUCAUUCAUUUUCGCCGCGAGCGGAGAAAAAGACGACGGCGUAUUGAGCAUCUUCAUCCAAACAGUUGGCAGUGGUUCUCCUUCUGGCAAUCUUGCUGCUACAUUUACCAGCACUUCAGCCACGCCUAUCCACCCAAUACCCAAAGACCAAGAUGCCAGUAUAAUCAUCUCACACGAAACUUUUAGCCGAGGUGUUUACCUGAAGCAGCUUGAGGCGUAUCGGGUAGAUCGCAAGCUGGGAGAUGACAAGAAAGCGAAGGAAGAGACAGUCGCUAAAGGUUUCAAAUACACGUUUUACCUCGAAAGCGAUUGGGACGUUCAAUUGAACGACGUUCCACAACGGUCUCUGUUCGGUACUAGUUCCCAUUUCGAGUCAUUCCACGUCAAACUACAAGAGAGCCCCUGUACCAUGACCAUUCAGGACGGCCAGGCCAAGGUUCAACUCGCUUACAGUCACGACUGCGAUUGGUAUUCCAUACAGCACUUGAACCAAUAUAUGGGCAUGGGACCCUCAAGCAAGUAUACCUAUGGAACUGUUCGAGUUGCCGUCAAUGUCGAUCAGACAACUGAUUUUGCCAAAGUUGAAGACACCACGGGCAUUGCUGUCGACAUGUCUAUCACAGCCUCGUCGUUCAAGCUAAGCAAGACUGGAAUCCUCGGUCAUCUCCCGCCCAGCGAUGACAAAUUUGCAUGGUACUCUGAUAAUCGCUACGAGCUAGACAAGGGGAGUAUUCCCCAACAGCUGGACAAUAUCAAGCUUGAUUUCAAGGACGUGAAGAUCGUCUCGCCUCGGCUCGACCUUGUCGCCGCAGAAAGCGUUCUCGCGCCCGGAAUGACAAUCGUCCACGUCGACCAUAUAUACUGCCCUUAUGAUGUGGUUCUUACAGGGAUGAUGUUGGAGGUUCCCAAGGCCUAG
This is a messenger RNA of Lentinula edodes (shiitake mushroom), 1626 nucleotides long. RefSeq lists its product as uncharacterized. The transcript is spliced from 4 exons. Lineage: Eukaryota; Fungi; Basidiomycota; Agaricomycetes; Agaricales; Omphalotaceae. Bases 1 to 1626 code for a protein of 541 amino acids. The record is from RefSeq and is a predicted model, not a curated record.